Molecule: messenger RNA, 781 nt
Organism: Corticium candelabrum
Lineage: Eukaryota; Metazoa; Porifera; Homoscleromorpha; Homosclerophorida; Plakinidae
Exons: 5
Coding region: 64-645 (193 amino acids)
Source: RefSeq, a predicted model, not a curated record
CAUUCUCUGCCCUAGCUCCAUCAUUCAACGACGCCAUCCACGCUCCUCUGGAAAACAGUGACAAUGAAAACAACAGGUAAUUGCAACAGAGUGACACUAGCCUAUCUGACAGCACUAAUUCCAUUAGUAGCAAUGGAAACCACAGCACGCAAUUCAAGGACUGGCUCAUUUGCACGUUGUUCGUCAUGUUUUAAGGAUGAAAGUCCAUGUGACAUCAAUAGUACAACGCUCUACGACAACCACACUAUCGUGCAAUGUAGCAAAGCUGAUGAAGUCUGUUUUACUCAAUCUUUCCUCACACCGACUUCCAAUCCAAAUAUAUUUGCUAUCGUGCGUGGAUGCGACACUGUGCCACCAACCGGAUCGCUCUGCAGCCUUGAAACAGUCCUCGGUCACCAAUUCAUCUCAUGCCACUGCUACUGUCGACAGCCAAUUUGCAGUGUCCUUACAAAAUCUUCGGACGCCGAGAUUCAAGGUUGUUUGGAACUCACGGUGCUGACAUCCCAAGUGCCAACAUUGAAUUUGACACCGACAGUAAAAUCAAUGCAACCAUCUGGUGCCAAGACCUCCUGGAACACCACGUUUAAUAAUAUAGCCAUAAAGCUUGGACUCACUCUACUUCUGCAAGCAUACCUCCUGAUUUGAUUGCGCGUGACUUAAUCUCUUAAGAGAAUUUCUUGUGUACUGUACUAAAUAUCAGCUUACUAGACUUUAAUUAAAUAUCCGAAGUAUGACAUUGUGUUAAUAAAAUCGAAGUUUACAGUGGUCGAUCUAUAUUUGA